GUUUUACAGUGGGUGUUAAAUAAUGCUGUCACCACAGUUCCACAAAGUCUUCGGAGUGGCUUUUUUCUUGCUCACCUGCUAUGCUCAAGGUAACCCUGCAGGAAUUCCUCCUGUGCCUGGUUUCACAGGCUUGCCUGAAGAUGGGAUAGCUGAAGCCUUUAUAUCAGAUUUCCCAUCGUUCGAUAAUAAUGAAAUGGAAGACGUUAUCCUUCAAUUAGGAUCUCGAAUUUCCAGACUUGAAGGCGUCCUCUAUUUGGAAGGGAAGAUAACAGCGUCUGGAAGAAAAAUAUUUGCUACCAACGGGAAAACAGCUGACUUCUACACUACAGUGCAAAAAUGCAAACAGGCUGGGGGGUGCAUUGCCACCCCAGGGAACCAGGGCGAGAAUGCUGCCAUUUUGUACUUUGUGAAACAGUUUAAUAAGUAUGCCUACCUGGGGAUAAAGCAGUCUGUAAUUCCAGGCAAAUUCCGUUCCCUCAGCGGUGCAGAACUGAAUUAUACAAACUGGUAUUUAAAUUAAC
Molecule: messenger RNA, 521 nt
Organism: Struthio camelus australis
Lineage: Eukaryota; Metazoa; Chordata; Aves; Struthioniformes; Struthionidae
Source: RefSeq, a predicted model, not a curated record